Messenger RNA from Aplysia californica (California sea hare), 11807 nucleotides. RefSeq lists its product as uncharacterized. The record is from RefSeq and is a predicted model, not a curated record. Gene Ontology annotation, molecular function: nucleosome binding; protein binding. Gene Ontology annotation, biological process: chromatin organization. NCBI's taxonomy places the organism in Eukaryota, Metazoa, Mollusca, Gastropoda, Aplysiida, Aplysiidae. Gene Ontology annotation, cellular component: nucleus.
UUUUCUUCUUUUUUUUCUCCAAAGAAUUCUAGCACCACAGACACAAAGCCUAACAUGAAAGAAGCACCAAGAUCUGCCGUAACGUUUCUUUCGGUGAUAUGUGCUUUGACCGACUGAAAGAAAGCUAUAGCCCAGAUCGAGCGUUAGAUUGCUAGAUUUUGGCUGCUUUUUCAGUGUCAAAGGUGAAAACAGCGGAGUUUGUGACGUAUUUUUCGUAAACAAGAGGAAUAUUUUUGCUUAUGCGUCUAAUUGUUUGAUUUUUCUUCGUUUUAAAAUCUCUAGAUCUAUGUGUUUGUGAAUGAUUUUGUGCCCAUGUGUAGGUGAAUGUAGCCUACAUAUGCGAGCGCCCAUGUGAGGCAGGGGACUGGCGGGCGCUAGAUCCCAAAAUGGAAAAUUCAAGAUAAUCUGGGAUAGUCGUGCAAAAUAAAUGCAAGCAAACCACUGCUCAAAAUGCCGCUGUAAACAAAAUCUCAUCAAUGAUCAAGCAUUGCAAUAGUUCAAUAAUAUAUUCUAGAUCUUGAUGACAUGUGUAUUUUUUUAAGGAUAAUAUGUACUGUGGAACUUUGAGAGAUCAGUCCCUCUCAAAAUGCUUCGGAUCACCGCCUUGAACGACACAGCCAACACCCAGGAUGACCCUCGCAACAUCCAGCUCUCCAAGACAAAGGAGGCCAAGGAAGCAGAGGCAUUUGCUGUGUAUAACAAGGCACUGCUCCACCAGCAAAAGGGAAACUCUGUGUAUACAGAAAAGCUGCUCCGGAAUCUCUUUGACCACCCACUGCUGAGAGAGGCUGCAAGUCUUGUGGAGGAUGAGGCUCAAACUCCCAACCACAGAGGGCUGCAACUGUUGUACUCUAUCCACAAGAACCUGGCGUCUAUCUUGCUGCAGCGAGAUGACUACCACGAGGCUAUGGCUUCUUACAUUCAGGCCGUCCGCAUCGACUCGAGUGAAGUGACGGUGUGGUACAAGAUGGGCCAUGUGGCCCGCAAACUGCACAAUUAUCCCUUGGCCAAGAUUUGUUUCCAGCAGGGCUUGGUGUGUAACCCGAACCACUGGCCGUGUCUGGACAAUGUGAUCACUGUGACCUUUGCUCUGGGAGAUUACCUCAUGUGCUUGGAACACAUCAGCACUGCCUUGGAAAAGGACGCGGGUUACCCUAAAGGUCUGGUAUUCCGUAAACAGAUCAUCAAGGAACAUCCGUCUCUGGAGAGCCUGACAAAGGAGUUGUUUCUCCACUGCGAUCCUUUCAUGGAUUCUUCACCGGUUGACGAGGAGGAGGCAGCAGAGCUCCUUGAGGAAGCCAGGAAGAUCCGCACAAAAUGUCGUCAGUUGGCCUCGGAGGACAGAGAAAAAGAAGCACAGCCUGUGACCUUUGCCAAGUCUCUGACCCCCUUCACGUGGACCAAUGUUGGCGAGCAGUUGAUAUCUCUCUAUGAUUUUGCCACAAGCAGCCAGCCACCGAAGAGUCUUGGACUUGAAGUGGACAUGAGGGACUAUUUCUUCCUGGACCAGUCAGUUCUGGGAUCAGGUCUCUCAACAAACAACGCAGAUUCAAACCGAAAACCAAUUGGGUCGAGGAGAGUUUCCUUCGAGGCGGCCACACCCACCGAGGGAACAGGAAGCGCCUUCCAGCGCGCUAAACAGCGGGGCGCCGUAGUCAAGGUCACGCCCAAGUCUCUGAACAUCUCGGAUUUUAUGAAAGAGUCGGCGCUGUUGGAGAGGUUACAGGGCCGGGCUCCGAGCGGUGGCAGCGGCAGUGGUAGUGGUAGUGGUGGUGAGGAGAGGAGGAAGUCCUCCGCCGAACCGAGAGAGGGGAGAGAACAACGUCCACCGAGAGAGGGGAGAGAACAACGUCCGCAGGAGGAAGUUGGCAAACGAGCGGGCCAGACGGGAGGAGCAGCAGAAGACGACGACGAGGGGAUGGAGGUUGACCCGCCCGUUCUGUCUCUGCUACAGGGGGAGGGGGAGAUGGACAUCAGUCUGGAGGAUAUUCAGAAAAUUCCCCUGGCCCCCGAUCUGCUCCUGAAGGCGGACGAAGAAUGCCUGGCGCUGGCAGACGUCACGCCUCUCGAGCUGGCAGAUGCCAAGUCUCUGGACCACGUUCUGGCGUCCGUCAUCGAUAUGGAGUUUGCCCAAGCGGCCGGGGAGGACAAGGACAAACAGGGUCCCAGCUCGGCCAUGGUGGAAGAUGCGGCAAAGUCUGGUGAGCCGAGACAGACGUCUGCUGAGCUGGGUGGGGACCCUGGCGUUGUCCGAAGGGAGGAGGGGGAAGAGGAGGGUGGCUGCGCUGUUGUUGCGACGGUCGGUUCGGAUGGAGCUGGAGCCACUGAGGGCGUGGCCCCAUCCAGGGCUGUGUUGUUGUCACCUCGUAGCCACGGCUCUCUUGGCCAUGCCCACCUUUCUCCAAGUCACGCCCAAUCCUCUCCAGGCCAUGCCCAAGUUUCUCCUCCCAGCCACACCCACCUGUCUCCAAGUCACACCCACCUGUCUCCAAGUCACGCCCAAGUUUCUCCAGGCCACGCCCACCUCUCUCCCCCUGUAGGCACCAACACUCCGAGCCACACCCGCCCUGCUUCCUCCCCUAAAGGUCACACAGCGUUAGGUCAGUCUCACAUGUCACCUGGCCAUGACCUCCAGGACCUCAGAGGUCAACCAGAAAUGUCGCUUAACCCGCCCCGUGCCGCCGCCCAUCUUCCCCCUGGAUUUUCUUCUCCUUCAAAAUCUUCCACCCACGGUGAGAACAAUGCUGGAAUUCCCCCUUCUCCUGCCCCUCCCGGCUCCACACCCCAUCCCUCCUCCUCCUCCUCCCCUCGACAAACCAUCUCCACCCUCUCACUCACGGCUGUCCAACAGUUAAACUCCGCCCCUCUCUCCGUGUCCCUGGACAAGUACUCCACCCAGCUUCAGCCGCCAGAAGCGGUCCACUCCCCGAUUGCGACAUUCCUUCUGUCCCCCAACUCUUCGUCUACGACCGUUCCAAGAUGGUCGCCUUAUCUCAGCGUUUUGGAUACCCCACUUCUGGGACAUGCGACCCGUGAAGGCGGGGCGGUGAAAUCUGAAAGCUCAAAACUGGCUCAGCAGGAUUUGAUAAGCCCUUCUCAUGAUUCCCAGACGUUGAUGAAAAGUCCAUCCCAAGCGUUAAAAAGUCCGCCGCAAGCGAUGAAAAGUCCUUCCCAAGAUUCACAGGCGUUGAAGAAUUAUUCACAGGCAUUAAGUCCUUCUCGAGAUUCUCAGCAGGUGUUGAAAAGUCCUUCGCAAGAUUCUCAGGUCUUGAAGAGUCCUUCGAAAACUUCUCAGGCGUUGAAAAGUCUGUCUCAUAGCGGAGAGAAGGGGGUGGGGGCGGAGAAAAUGCUGUCGUCAACAGCCGCGGAGAGAGUGAGACGUGGAGAUUUGAUCGAAGACAUUGUGCGUAGUCAUCUGGCAUCUGAUGCUGGGCAGGGUCCAAGCGUUUCUCCACUGGACGUUCACAGGUCAAAGGUCGUUAAUCUGGGUUUGAAAUCUCAGUCAUCGGCUGUUGCUUUGUCUGGUGUGGUGGGUGCUUCAGUGGGAUCCAAACCCCCUACAGGACUUCUGGCUACAACAGCGAGCCAGCUAACUCCGCAGGGAGGAACCACCGCACCCCACCACCUCCGUCUAGGACACAGCUCGGCGAGUAGUGGGAAUUUUCCCACUCGUCACCAACACGAUCGUCUCACCAGUAUUGACGUCCCAUUGGUCGCUCACGAGGUAAGCAGCUGUCCUUUGUCACCACGACAGCAACAACAACAACAACAGAGCGCAGUCUCUCUUCUGCCGCGGAGACACGCCCACUCCGACCCUGUGCUGCCCCAAGAGAAGUCGGGAGAGAGGUCAGAGUUCGUGUCGGUGGCGCCCAGGUUGAGCCGGACACAGAGCGCUCUGUCUGCCUUACACGUGGAAUCUUUGCUAGGACUUCCUUCCCCAGCUACUUCUUUGUCCAGCCAGCCGGGAAGACGUUCGGAAUGGGGCACGGAAGGGCUGUUGACCACAGCUGCUGCUGCUGCCCACCAACGCGAAAGUGGACAUAUAAAGUCAAGGUCAUUGUUGUCAAGGUCAACGUCAGUGCCGGGCUACUACAGCCAGCACAAGUUGUCGUCGACAGAUUUAUCCCAUCACCCAUCGGUUUUAAGCCCACCACACCACAACCCUCCCUCCUCCUGGUGGUCGUCUUUCUUCCCCGCCUCCUCCUCCUCCUCCCCCUCCCUCACUCCCUCGCUGAACCAACAGCCGCUCAGCUCCCUGCCAGGCUCCUCCUUGCUCCGCGGCCAGCCGAGUUCGUUUCCUCCGUACCCCGUACGCGGCAGCCACCACAACAACCCGGACGUGAGAAAUGCAACCCCAACCCCCUCCUCCCCUCUUCUGUCCAGCCUUCCACCAGCACCACCUUCAUCAACAACUACCACCCCGCUCUGGCAACCUUACUCCACACGUCCACCUCUGUCUAGCGGCCAGUCGAAAUCUGGGAAGGUUUCAACGUCUUAUCAGACAACGUCAUCAUCGUUGUCACCACCCACGCAGUUGGCGGGACUUGUACAGAGAAGCCCGCACGGGUCGCCCAGUAAGAUCUUGUCUCCCACCGGCACUUCACCUGAGCAUCAGAGAGCCCUCUCACACUCUCCCAUUUCCUCUCAGGGGCGACAAGCCAAAGGUCUCUCGCUUCUCAGUCACUUGUCACCCUCUGAAGGUCACACGGGGGGUCAUGCUCAAGGUCGCGAUGGGGGAAGUGUUGACAGCCGCGUCGGUUCUACAACCCAGAGCCGGGCUUCUGGUCUCUCACCGCACAAGACUCCUGUCGCAGCCAGUCAAGUCCACAGUGAUCACAGCUACCACCAGAAGAGAGAGCAGUUGUUCCAGUCUAUGGUGGAGACCAUGCUCACCUCCUCCAGUGGUGGACCCGCCACCUCUGACCCCACGCAACAACGACCGACCUCCGCCCAGGUGCUGGCUCAGAACGUGACGCCACUAACUUCACUCGAUUCUGCUGCUCGAAGUUUGACGCAACAAACGUCGCCCAAUUCAGCCGCUGGGAGGGCUAGGAGCAAUCGAGGAAUCAGCAGUGCUGGGGCAGGUACCUCAUCGUCGUCGAGGAGAGGAGCCAAAAGAAAAGUGGAGGUGGCUGCGCUGUCGUCGUGGUCAGAGGAGUGGUCGAGCGUGUCGAAGCGGCGGUCCACAAGAAGCCGCACAGGCCGGGGGAAGAAGGAGAAGAAAGAGAUGGACUACCAGGGGCUGAUGAGGAAAUACUUGCCCUCCUCCCUCCUCAAGUCUUAUCACGGCGAUCACGUCUCUCUGCAUGAGGACACUCCGAUGGAGACGCCUGACAGCGCUGCUGCCCCUGAAACGACGAAGAAGGAAGAUGGUCAAGGUCAAGGAUGUUUGCCCGCCUCCGAAUCGCUGAAAGCCAAGGAAGAGGAAGACGUUAGGAAUUUUGUGCGGGAGUGUCUGAAGGGACACGGAAUUCUUCAGAUGGUUUACAAGUUUUUGCUCCGCUUGUCCCUCAAGUGGCGCUUGUGCUGGUACGAGGGCGUGGUGCGGGUGUACCUGGAGCUGUACGCCCGCCUGCGCAGCCACUGGACCGUGCCGUGUGUGCACGUCAGUCCGCAGGGGUUCAGCGCCGACGGUCUCCGCGACAACGCCUCGGUGGUUCUCGUCUGGUACGAAUUGUAUCUGGAUAAGCUGAUGGGGGAGAGAGGCGGCAGCAAAAGUAAUUUGCUGAGUCCACCCCCGCCCUCUUUGAAGACCACCACCGCUGGCGAGGCUGGUGACGCGACCGACGCCAGUUGUCUCCCCUCAGCCAGGCAGCGGGAGGAAGAUCUGCUCUUUCUGGCCGCCAUGAGGAACAGGGAGGACGCCCUCGGUGACAAAUUUGGUGAGUUUUUCGUGCGGGUCUACUGGCUGAAGGCGAAGCAACACCAGCUUCUGAACGAGACCUUGGAUGCCGUGGACUGUUACGAGAUCACCACAGAGCUCCUGCAGGAGCAGCAGCAGCAGCAGUCUCAGAAAGAGAGCUCGGACAUCCCUCCAUCUGCUGAAAAGGUGAGUGUGACUCUCCCCAAUGUCAAGUUCAGUGGCGUCAUCUCCGAGCGAGAAGUGAGCAAACAGCUGGAUAGUCUGCAGCGGUGCAAGAACCUGGAGGAGACGCAGAGACUGCACGAGCUGGGCAGACAUGAGGAAGUGGUCAAUAACCUCAUGUCCACCUUCAGUAAACAGGGAGUGAGCAGCCCACGGGUGACAAGUCUGCCCGAGCGGCCGUCCCAACUGCUUCUGCUCCAGGACUCACUGCACAGCCUGGAUCGGCAGAACGAGUGCGUGUUCAGUGGCGUCAUCUCCGAGCGAGAAGUGAGCAAACAGCUGGAUAGUCUGCAGCGGUGCAAGAACCUGGAGGAGACGCAGAGACUGCACGAGCUGGGCAGACAUGAGGAAGUGGUCAAUAACCUCAUGUCCACCUUCAGUAAACAGGGAGUGAGCAGCCCACGGGUGACAAGUCUGCCCGAGCGGCCGUCCCAACUGCGUCUGCUCCAGGACUCGCUGCACAGCCUGGGUCGCCAGGACGAGUGCGUGGUAUGGGCCGAGGUGUCUCUCCACGAGGCCCUGCAGCACUACAAGCGAGUCCCCACACCGCAGCUCCGGCAGGACUGGGCGGACACCCUCGUCUCGCUUUUUGCCAGUUUGGACAGGGUUCUCAGUGAGGACGGAGACUUGCUGAAGGCAUUGAGUGAGAAGUGCACGGUCCGUCUGGUGGAGAACAUCCUGUCUGUCAUAGAGAUUAUCCUGGACGUGGCCGACUCGGUCACAGAGAUGCCCAUCAGCUCCGUGCUGCCCUGGAAGAUCUUGUACAGGGUCAUCAAGUUUGAAGAGACGCGAGCGUCCUGUGAGAAGACGGAGUCGGCGAGAAGGGAGAGCUGUGAGCAAGACAGCGAGGAACUCAGCCCCUCCCUCCUCAUGCUGAUUGACGCUCACCAGUAUCUGGGGAAACAUGGCUGGUGCACCCACGAGAACGGAGAGCUGCUUUUGUUCACCAUGUCUGUGUUGUACGAGAAGCUGAAGGGGAGGGAGGAGGAAGAAGAAGAGGAGGAGGAAGACAAGGAGGCUCUGUCUACGGCCUUUGAGCAGUGCGUCUUCUGUCUGUAUGGGCACCCCAACAAGAGGGGGAAGGCCAAACACCUGAGUGAGCACAACAGCAGCCCGGUGCCCCUGACCUGGGCGAGGGCGGGCCCGGUGUUCCAGCACUUUGUCCCGGCCCAGGUGCCUGAGUUUGACAGUUACAAGACCAGCACCGUCUCCUCCGAGCUGGAGAACCUGCUGAAGAGGAUGUACGUCCUGGUGCCGGCACGGCUCAACCCAGACUGAGUUAAAGCUGGACGCUCCCAUCAACAAGAAGUCCGAGUCGGCGCUGCGCUGUUUUAGGAGGGCGGUGGAGCUGGAGUCUGGCAGUCACAAGCUGUGGUUGGAGUACGGCUCUCUGGCCUAUCAGCUCCACUCUCACGCCUCGCGGCAGCUCAAGCUCCGGGAUAUGUUCCCUGUGUCUGGAGAGCAAGUCUUGAACGCACAGGUGCGACGCUCGGAGAUGCUGAGUCUGGCCCAGUCCAGCUACAGGCAGGCGGGCCGCUGUGAGGGGGAGAGCACGGAGGACGACUGGCUCACUCACUACAUGCUGGGCAAGAUGGCGGAGAAGAGGAGGGACCGGCCGUAUGUCUAUCUGGAGUGUUACAGACAGGCGGCCAUAUGUCUCCACCAGGAGGAGGCAGUCUACCCCAGGAAGAUUCUGUUUGCCAGCUACCCCCCACACCUGGCCCUGGAGUCUGUGGAGGUGUUCUAUCGCGUGCACGCCAGUGUGUCCAAACUGUUGUUGUCGGAGGGGGCGGCGGGGGAGGCGCUGACCGCUGAGGAGAUGACCGUCCUGGAGAGGUACGUGGAGGGAGCGCUGAGUGGUCACUUCGCCCGCGGGGAGGAGAAGAGGAGGCAGGUGUGCAAGGAGGACAGAGAGAGCAGCACUACCACAAGCACUAAACCCCCCACCACCGCCAGCAGCACUAGCGGCAUCACCACCACCACCACCUCAACCACCACCAGGGCUGUCAGAUUAGACAAACCGGUCUACCACAAAACCACGCCGGACCACGACUAUUCCCGACACAAGAGCACCAGCGACUCUCAGUCCUCGGACCAGACAGACGACACAAUCAGCCGAACACCGGCCGGGCCGCCACCGCAGGAGUCGUCUACCCUUGCCGGUACAUCAACAGCACCGGCGGGGCUCGUGCCAUCGGAACAACAGAUUAAAUCGGAGGAGGAGGAGGUGGUUAAAGAGGGAGAGAGGAAACCUAUGGUUCAAUUGUUGUUUGAGUCAGAAGUGAAGCCACUCAUCCCAGGGGUGGCAGCACACGGGGAAGGGAUGGAUGGAGUGGAGGAAAAGAUGGAUGGAGUGAAGGAAGACGUGGAGGAACUGAAGGAAGAUGUGAAUAAAGGGAAAGAAAAAAUGGAUGGAGAGAAAGAUAAGAUGGAUGUGGAUGUGGCGGAUAACUUUGAUGGAGGGAAGGAAAAUGUGGAUGAGGUGAAGGAAAACGUGGCGGGAGAGAGUGAAAAGACGGACGGAGAGAAAGAAAAGAUGGACGUGGAGGACAGGAGCAGACUUGGGAGUCAGACGGAGAGCUCCGAGGACGAAGCGGGCUGGACUUCCUGUGGAGGGAAUGAGGCCGAUCUAGAAUCUGACGCCAUGGAGGUGGUGGGGGAGGAGAAGGUGGGGUGGUCGCAGGGCGGGGAGAGAGACCCUCUGUCUGUCGUCUCUUCGCCUUCCUCGCAAGACUCUGUUGGACAUCUUGCGGGAAGGAGUCAGGCUGCGCGAGGGAUCGGCACUACUGCUGCUGAGGGAGCCGUGGUGGACGUGAUGGAAGUUCACGCCGAGGAGAAAUCUGAGCCGCGGACUGACCGGCUGAUGGGCGUGCGGACAGAGAAAGCUGUGGACACACAGACAGACACACGGACAGACACGCAGACAGAUUCGCAGACAGACCCUGGCACGCCCACAGCCGUGUGGAGUGACCGGAGCGUGCUGGAGAGUGACGGAUUCUCCCCGCACACCGACUGUGAGAACGUGAUGGAGGUAGACAACGCUCCCCCACACACUGACACACGUCCUGACACGCACACUGACGCACGCCCUGACACUAAAACGGACACACAGACAGACACACGGACCCACACAACAACCAACCCUCCAUCGUACACAAGUACCUCAGGGCUACCCAGGAGGGAGGAAGUCUCUACAGCUGCCACGGAGGAAGGUGUCGUGGAGGGAAAGACGACUGAGGAGAACCGGCUCAAGAGUGCGGCAGAUGUCCAGAUUGGGGACGCGGGUUUGGAGAAAGUGGAGGCUGGCUGCCACGUGGAGAAGUGGGAGGUGGAAGAUCGGGAAAAACCUGUGCUUGGUGGGGGGGAGAGAGAAGUGAGAGGGGAGAGAGAGGCCAGAGAGGAGAGAGUGGAAGGAAAGAAGAGAGUGGAAGGAGAGAAGAGAGAGGCAGAAGAGACGAGCGGUCCCUCCGGCCCAGAAGCGGGUAGAGGAGACGCGUCCUUCCAACCCGCGUCUGAUCCCCUGCGCCAACGCGAGAACAGGUCUCCUGAACCUUCUUCUACCAUGGAACAUUCCGGAGCCCCAGCUGUGUCGGACGUGCAGCUGUCCCCGGCUGUGAGACGCAGGCGGCUGAUGGACCGCUGCAUCGAGGGUAUCCAGCUGUGUGCCGCCAGGUUUUCCUCCCAUUACAAGUCCCUCUACAGAUUGGCCUACAUCUACUCCCACUCCGCAGACCACAAGAAUUUACAGUUCGCCAGAGACCUUCUGUUGGGUUGCCCAGAUUGGCAGGAACAAAAGCACAUGCCGGCUUCUGGUCUGUUCUAUGAGCGAAAGCUGAACAAUUUCUUCCAGGGCCUGUGGAAAAUCCCGAUAGACGACAUCGAUCGCUCCGGCUGCUUCGCUUCGCACGUCCUUCGCUCGGUGAGGCUUCUCAUGGAGGUCCUGGCACAGUUGGGAGACAUCGACACGCUCAAACAUCUCAGACAGCAGCUCAGGCGAACGCCCGACGCCGGGAAGAAAUAUCUCCGUGAUGCCGAGCGCCUGAUCCUGGCGGAGGAAGCGUUCCUCCAGUGUCUGAGCAUACUGCAGGGCGGCAUGGACCGCAGUGACCAGUGGUCAGAGGGGGAGCGCGAGGAGAACCUGGCCCGCGUCUACCGCGUCUGGCUGUCGGGGAAGGGAGGGAAGCACGGGCCGGAGGCCACCGCCGCGCUGCACAGAGCCUUCCGGACCAUGAUGAAGGGCAGGACGGAUGUGAACCGACUGACGGCCGAGCAGGCAAUCCUCUACUGUCAGCAGAACCUGGCUAAGGCAGCCACAGCACCGAGUUCGUCUUUCCCCUCGCAAUCUGCCGCCAAAGUGACCAAUCAGGCGUCGACGGACAAACCCAGGACCAACCAUUUCCCCUCCGUCCAGUCCAGCACAACACAGUCGGAGAAGCCUGCCAGGACAGAGCCAAUCAGAAGUGCCGAAUCUUCUCAGAUGGAAACAGACUCAGUGGAGACAACAACGCUGACGCAGCAAGUCGAGAGACAGUCAAACGAGGCUUGGAACUUGACGGGAAGUCGUUCUGUGUCGGGUGGAGAAGAGCUCUCCGCUGUGUGUGGUGUGUCUGGCGCGGAGAGUAUGGACGUGUCGCAGUUUGGGGCUCCGAGCUCUGGAGGGCAGCAACAACCUGCUCGCCCCCCUCCCACCACUGACACAACCCCCACCACCUCCUCCGACAUCAGCUGCAACAACUUCAGCAGCAAGAAUCCCACAACCAUUAGCACCACCAACACCUACAGCAGCAACUUCAACAUCUCCAAUGCUGCCACUACCAACAUUAACAUCAGCAACACCACCACCACCACCAUCAACCCCUGCUCCAUCUCCACCACUUUUGACAACUCCACCACCACCAGCAACACCAAUCCAACCUUCAUUAACACCAACAUCAACACCGCAACGGUCGCGACCACCAUCAACACCACCACCGCUGCUACCACUACCACCAUCAAUACUGCUUCGGCUGCGACCACCAGCAACACCACUACCCCUGCUACCACCAACACCAUCACCAGCAACACUACCACUGCUGCUUCCACCAUCAACACAACCACCGCUGCAACCACCAGCAACAUGGCUGCGACCAUCAACACCACCGCAGCUGCAACAACCAUCAACACCACCGCAGCUGCAACAACCAUCAACACCACCGCAGCUGCAACAACCAUCAACACCAUCGCCAUGGCUGCUUCCACCAGCAACACCACCCCCCUGUCACAGAAAACUGAGAUCCCCUCUGUGUGUGGCUCGACGUGGAGUGUGGUCCACACUGACAAGUUGUCCUGUGUCGGCAGCCGACGGGAAACUGACGCAGAAGCCGCGUCGUCUCUGGGUAGGAAAGUCGGAGAAGCUGCUGGUGACCCUGUCAGUGGUGUGGCAGUUGUCAGUGACACGACAGUGUCGGGCCCGCGUGUCGUCGGUGACGGAUUAGUGUCGGACGGCUCUGAGGGUGACGACGGCGGUGACCCCUGUAGAGGUCAGGAAGAAAACCUCUCACCUGCCCGAGAAGACGGUGUCAUCGUCAUAAGUGACAUCGAAUAACCCGACAGUUUUCUGAAAUAAUGCCACGUUUACCUGGAAUGUCCGAUAUUUUUUUGUCUUUGCUUUCGUUUUUGUUUCUUUCUUUUUUUUCCCAUCUGUAAAUUUUUCAAUACCUCCUUUUUGUACUUGUAGAUAUGU